Molecule: messenger RNA, 2137 nt
Organism: Oncorhynchus tshawytscha (Chinook salmon)
Lineage: Eukaryota; Metazoa; Chordata; Actinopteri; Salmoniformes; Salmonidae
Product: heme-binding protein 2-like
Exons: 7
Coding region: 189-680 (163 amino acids)
Cellular component (GO): cytoplasm
Source: RefSeq, a predicted model, not a curated record
CGGCCGUUAGUGGGCCAGCCCAGACCUGGCUGUGGUUUCGUAAGCAGCGAGAGCUGCAGUACACUAUAAAGCUACUGCUGAUCAAACCGGGUGACUGUCGUCAUCCUCCAGAGCGCACAAAGCACGCAGUAGCCUAGUCAAAUUUCACCGGCGGAUAACGGACACCGGACAGGACAUUCCUCUUCAUAAUGGAGUUGUUCCCAGGGCUGGUGAUGCUGGUGGCUCUAAUGGUUUCAGUUGGUGCUGAAGGCGGCGUCGGCCCCAGCAACAACUCCAGUUUCUGCUCCGAGUCAAAGGAAUGUCUGGAGUAUGAGCUGGUGUGCAAAACAGAUGAAUAUGAGGUCCGUCACUACAGUCCUACUCGUUGGGUGUCUACGGAUGCGGAGGCCUACUUCAUGGGGGUGGGAGCAGCCAUGGCCUUCAGGAGACUGUUCCAGUACAUCACUGGGGCCAACAACGGAGGUCUCCAGAUGGAGAUGACUGCUCCAGUCCUGGUGAGGAUCCCUGAGGAGACCAGGAUGUGGGAACCAGCCAUCUACACCCUCAGUUUCCUGCUUCCAGCGGCCUAUCAGGAGAGACCUCCCACACCUACCAAUGACAAGCUCUACUUUACUGAGAUGCCCUCUAUGGAUGUGUACGUGCGUAGCUACGGAGGCUGGAUGUUAUCAGUGAUGUUAUAAUGUUAUUGUUGGGAUGUCUCCUUCUCCAGCUCUACUUUACUGAGAUGCCCUCUAUGGAUGUGUACGUGCGUAGCUACGGAGGCUGGAUGUUAUCAGUGAUGUUAUAAUGUGUUGUUGGGAUGUCUCCUUCUCCAGCUCUACUUUACUGAGAUGCUCUCUAUGGAUGUGUACGUGCGUAGCUACGGAGGCUGGAUGUUAUCAGUGAUGUUAUAAUGUGUUGUUGGGAUGUCUCCUUCUCCAGCUCUACUUUACUGAGAUGCCCUCUAUGGAUGUGUACGUGCGUAGCUACGGAGGCUGGAUGUUAUCAGUGAUGUUAUAAUGUUAUUGUUGUUGGGAUGUCUCCUUCUCCAGCUCUACUUUACUGAGAUGCCCUCUAUGGAUGUGUACGUGCGUAGCUACGGAGGCUGGAUGUUAUCAGUGAUGUUAUUGUUGGGAUGUCUCCUUCUCCAGCUCUACUUUACUGAGAUGCCCUCUAUGGAUGUGUACGUGCGUAGCUACGGAGGCUGGAUGUUAUCAGUGACCUCCAGGCUUCAUGCUCACCUACUGACCAAGGAGCUGGCCAGGGUCCAGGCUGACUACAACCACACCUACCACUACGGAGUGGGUUACGACAGUCCUCUGAAGCUGCUGAACAGACACAACGAGGUGUGGUACAUAGCUGAGGGAGAGGCUGUCUGCUCUGACCCCCAGGAACCAACCCCACCACACACACCUACCCCCACACACACACCCAACGCCACACCCAAUGCCACACACACACCCAAUGCUACACACACACUCAACACCUCACACACACCCAACGCCACACACACACCCAACACCUCACACACACCCAAUGCCACACACAUCCUCCAGCACCAUCUCUGACUCCCCUCAGAUCUCCCAGCCAACCGCCACCUACCCUCCCAGGCCCCCGAGGUGACCCCCUCUCAGGGCUCGGUGGUCGGGGAGACCCCCUCGGCCAACAGCUCUGACCCCCAGACGGACGGCCCCUGGAACAACACUGUGGAGGCCUCCCUGGAGGACACCCCCUCUGAUAACGCUGUCGCCGACCCCACUGACCUCAACCUGGCCUAGUCCUGCAAUACUAUACAUGACCCUGAACAGUAGAGGGGUACGGAGGGCUGCUGUGGUGAGAGAGCUCCUUCAGUUAGAUGUCCAUUUGGAAUUGGGCCCUUGCCUCAGUAUUUACUGUAAUACACCACGCCCCCUACUGGUGUCAUAUGGUUACUACACAUAUUAGCUUUAUUCACCUGCCGCUCACCUGUUAUCCAUGUUACCACACUGAUCUGUUAUCCAUGUUACCACACUGAUCUGUUAUCCAUGUUACCACACUGAUCUGUUAUCCAUGUUACCACACUGAUCUGUUAUCCAUGUUACCACACUGAUCUGUUAUCCAUGUUACCACACUGAUCUGUUAUCCAUGUUACCACACUGAUCUGUUAUCCAUGUUACCA